AUGCGUCAAACACCGACAUGGCCGAUGAUGCCGGCUGAUCCACGGUUAAGCUCUCUGGGGCCCCGCACCGUUGAUUGUGGCUCAUUGAUCGAGAUGAGGCAGUGGCUUUCAGGGGCUCUCGCACAAAGAUAUUGCCACCAAUUCAACCAAAGAGACUUUCGCCGCCCAAACUCACCGUAG
Messenger RNA from Bipolaris zeicola 26-R-13, 180 nucleotides. RefSeq lists its product as uncharacterized. Lineage: Eukaryota; Fungi; Ascomycota; Dothideomycetes; Pleosporales; Pleosporaceae. The record is from RefSeq and is a predicted model, not a curated record. The coding region runs from base 1 to 180 and encodes 59 amino acids. The transcript has a single exon.